Molecule: messenger RNA, 3452 nt
Organism: Cyprinodon tularosa
Lineage: Eukaryota; Metazoa; Chordata; Actinopteri; Cyprinodontiformes; Cyprinodontidae
Gene: irf3
Product: interferon regulatory factor 3
Exons: 11
Coding region: 315-1709 (464 amino acids)
Biological process (GO): immune system process; regulation of transcription by RNA polymerase II
Cellular component (GO): nucleus
Molecular function (GO): DNA-binding transcription factor activity, RNA polymerase II-specific; protein binding; RNA polymerase II cis-regulatory region sequence-specific DNA binding
Source: RefSeq, a predicted model, not a curated record
CACUUCUAUAAGAAAGGUCCUCAGAAGUGUGUCAAAUUAAGCGUCGUGAGUGUGUUUGUGCGCGUGAUUUGCCCCAGUAAGCGAGACCGACGGGACGUGGUGACGUCAUUUUAGGAAAACGAAACAAAACAGUCGGAGUUUCCCCAGAAGUCUGAAACUCCGAGAGUCAGAAAUCAUCCGAAGCCGAGGCUGAGUGGAUGACAGCUGGUCACCUUCCUCUGCUGAAUGCGCUCUACUAAAGUCAGUUAGACUAAAAACAAAACUAAAAACAACCGGACUUUGGCUGAACGAACCGAAACUUCAUCACCAAAGAAAUGGCCCAUUCCAAACCUCUGCUGAUGCCAUGGCUGAGGGCCAACAUUGACAGUGGGAGGUAUCCAGGUGUCCAGUGGACAAACCCUGAAAAAACAGAGUUCUGCAUCCCAUGGAAGCACGCUCUCAGGCAGGACUCCUCCGACGCCGACGUUCUCAUCUUUAAGGCUUGGGCAGAGGUUAGUGGAAACGGCCAGGCUCAGGGAGACCCCUCCGUGUGGAAGAGAAACUUCCGCAGCGCCCUCAGGGCAAAGGGCUUCAAAAUGGUUUCAGACAAAAAGAACGAUGCUGCUAACCCACAUAAAGUCUAUCGUUGGCCUGAGGGCUCUGCAGCAGGAGCGAACUCUUCCUCUGGGUCCCAAGAGCAGGAUGACUCCAGUAAUUUUAACGCCUAUGCAGUUCAGGAGAGUAAGGCUGUCUCAUUCUUCGAUGAGGUUUAUCGUGAGCAGGAUAUUCUGUUGCCAGCAGAUUGCUCAGCCAGCCAGGAUAUCCUUCAGGAGUGUCUGAGAGGACUCAGUAUUGGCCCUGAAGCAGAGGGAACCACAGGCUUUCAGCCACCUACUGAGCAACAGCAGCAGCAGAAUCAGGUUUUGAUUGGUGCACAUCAGUUGCCUGGGCAACAGCAAGAUCCAGUAAUGUUUCAGGGUGCAGCCUGUGAAACUGGGUUGCCAGAGCAACCGGCACAUCCAGUGGGGGGAGCAGAGGGGCCGGGCUUCGGUGAUGGGCAGCAGGCAGAGCAGUUCCUGCAAACGAUGUACCAAACCAGAGAUGGAGAUAAUUUCAUGACCCAGUUUAAGGUGUGCGUAUACUACAGAGGAGUGAAGGUCUCUGAGCAGUUGGUUCAUAAUGAAAACGGACUCCGCCUAGUUUACAGGCCUGAUCUAACCGGUACCAUUGUGGAUCAGGAGACUGGACUCUCUCUUGUCUCUCUGCCAAGACCUGAUGGCAUUCUGGAUCAAACCCAAGCUGCUCUGACCCAAAGGCUUUUGAACAGUCUUGGCAACGGCCUUGACGUGGGCACGUUGGAGAGCGUGAUCUACGGACAGCGGCGAGGAGAUGUCAAAGCUUACUGGAGUUUAUCCAAGUUUGACAACAGCAGACAGCCAAGGGAGGUUUCUAAAAUGAAGCUUGAACCUCUUUACUAUGUCAAGGAAUUUAUCCAAGGAAUAAUAGAUUUUAUUAAUGGGAAGGACUCCCCGUCGUGCUCUCUGUUCUUCUGUCUGGGGGAAAAGUGGCCUGACCCUGAGAACAGGCCCUGGGAGAAAAAACUCAUAAUGGUAGAGGUGGUUCUGACUUCAAUGGAUCUUCUUAAGAAUAUUGCUGUUGAGUUUGGCGCCUCCUCUCUACAGUCUGUAGAACUGCAGACCUCUCUUGAAGAAAUGAUGGAUCUCUGCUGAUGAGUUUCUGUUGUUUUUCUGCCCUUUAUGAUGUGAGAAUAUCUCAGUUUCUCAUCUUUGGAAGCUUUUUGACAUCAAACAGAUCACCACAUUGUCGUGCUGCGUUAGCUGGGACGUCACAAAUAAAUACAUGUUUAACUAUAAAUUUGGGUUUCAUUUAUAUUUAUAUUUUAAUUCAAGUUAUAGACUUUAUUUUUUCAUGCAUAAUGUGUAAAAUUCAUUAUACUGUAAUUUAAAAUUAUGAUAUUUGUCAAACAUUUUGAUGCAAAAAACCCCAAAAACAUCCACCUCAGAUAAUUCUGUACAAUUCUGGACUUGCACAUAGAUUGCUCAAAACACUAGUGACAAAUUUGUCCUAAUUAUGAUCUUAGUUACUACAUUAUAUUAAAAAAAUAACAUAAAUACAUUUUUUUUUUACCAACCUACAGUAAAUAUAUAGGUAAAGCACCUAGCUUAGAUGAAGCACAACAACAAUUAUUAUUUACUUUCCCCUUUGGUAUAAAUAAAGCAUUUUUUUAUAACAGAAUUUUAAUUAAUGUUCUAUAAAAGCAUUAAACUCCAAGUACAAAGGGUUUACUGCAAAAAAAAAAUAAGUUAAGUUGACUCUUGUGUACAUCCAGCAUUCUCUACUUGUAUUUGUACUUUGGAGGAUGUAAUAAAAUCACCGAAGUACUUUGUUUUCUUUACAGUAUCUAAACUUUACCUGCAGUUCUACAAAAAAUGUUAGGAUUUUUUCUUGUUGGAAAUUUUUCAAUUAAAGCUCAAAGUAUACAAAAUGAUAAGGUUAGAUAGCUGUUUUCUUGUUGCUUUGCCUGAUUGGCAUGUUAUCCACUUUUUUUCCAACCUAAAGAAAUGAAUAAAAUGCCUCUGUUUACUUUAAAGGAACUACUGUUAGGGAAGCCAUUAAAUUUAAAGACCUGGGAUUUACUUGAAAAAUAUUUAUGGAGUGUGGUAUGGGAAAAUAUGUUGGCCUUGUCUGAAUCACUGUCUCAAAAAUAUAUUUUUACUUUUAAAAAGAUACCAACAUUUUUUAUAUUUUUGUUUGAAUACAAUACAAACAAUAGAUAUGAAUUUGGUAAAAAUGUUUUCUGUAUGAAAAUGAGGUAAAAUAUAUAGUGAAAAGACUCCAACCACUAUGGGGCAGCAUAUUUCUAAAGUAAGCCUUGCUGUGUGUUACAUAUGCAUGAAUACAUGUAUCCAUAAAUAUUUGAUUUUAAAAAAGCAGCAAGAUAUAAAUUUAUCUCACCAAGUUUAAGAUAGCAUCCUGUUAAUUUAUGAUGCAUCUGCUCCAAAAUAAUCCCAUAAAACACAACUGUACCAUAUAAUCUGCAUUGCACGCUGUUGAUUUCAUCUCAUGUUUGUAAAAACUCUAGGAUGUUACAUAUUAAGAAAUACUGGAAUGAUUUUCACUGGGCUGAGAUAAACUGUAUUUUUAUUACUUAGAGAGAACAAACUUUAAUCAAACACGGUUAGAAUCAUAAUGAAAUUGUUUUCUUCUCAGGAACUACCACACAAAUAAGAGCCACAAUUGUACAUCAGACUUGUAAGAAAGCUGCUCUAAAUGUGUUUUUUUAGUCUGAAAUUAUUCUUUUAAGCCUUUUUUGAUUUCUGUGACUAUCAAACAUUUUCUAUCCUGUUUCUUGUAUGGGUCUCUAACCAGAUAAACCAAUUACUGUACCAACCAAAUGUCAGCAUUGCAAUGUUUAGAAAAACCUUAUCAAUAAAGAAAAGGAACAAAUUUAA